AUCCCUAGAAUGCCGCCGGAAGUCCUGCCGCGGGAAGCCACAAGGCGCUGCCGUCAUGAAGGAGACGGCACCGGAAAGGGAAAAAACAAAGCGCCGGGAAGGAAGAGGGCGGGUCCUAGUCAACACUUUGAAAUAGGAAGCGCGAGAGGAGUAGGCAGAGGUCCCGUGGCCUGAGCGAAAGCUGCCCCUGGAGGCCUCUCCCGCCUCAUUCUCGGGGCUCCCGGGCAACCAUGGCCUACGCCUAUCUGUUCAAAUACAUCGUCAUCGGGGACUCCGGUGUUGGGAAAUCAUGCCUUUUGUUGCAGUUCACAGAUAAACGGUUCCUAUCUUCCCAUAACUUGACAGUUGGUGUGGAAUUUGGAUCGCGUAUGAUCACCAUAAAUGACAAAAAGAUUAAGCUGCAGAUUUGGGACACGGCUGGACAGGAAUCGUUCCGUUCCAUCGCCCGCUCAUACUACAGAGGAGCAGCUGGAGCACUGCUGGUCUAUGACAUUACCAAACGGGACACUUUUAACCACUUACACACCUGGCUGGAGGAUGCCCGAAAAAAUUCCAGUUCUCAUAUAGUGAUUGUGCUGGUUGGCAAUAAAAGUGAUCUGGAGGACCAGCGUGUUGUUCAGAGGGAAGAAGGUGAAGCUUUUGCUCGGGAACACGGAAUGGUUUUCUUGGAGACCUCAGCAAGAACAGCAACCAAUGUGGAAGAGGCCUUUAUCUGCAUUGCAAAAGGCAUCUACAGAAAGAUCUUGCGGGGCCAGUUUGAUCUUAACAGUGAGGGAAGCGGUGUCAAGAUCGGACCGCAGCCACUCUCCAUCAGACCGAGUGGAUCCACCAUCCGCUCGGGGUCUCAAGGCUCUGGAGACCGACUGGGAUGCUGCUGAGUUCCCUGAAAUCUAGCCAGAUCUAUUAAGGCUUGUGAAUGCACAGAUUAUGUUUCUUCACAUUGUACUGGGGCAGGGAAAUUCCCCUUCAGCCCUGUUGCAACCUACCUCUUCUCUCUACAUGUGAGGAUUGGGACCACCCUGGACCAAGAUUUGUCUCUGGCCAUCAGCAAUGUAUAAUGUGUUCCAGAACUUGUGGGCUUUAAGUUCACCUCCUGGCAUUCCUUAAGGGGGAAAGGCACUUCCCUGAGUCUGUGCUUUUCUUUGGGGUCACUGAACCCUGGGAAAUCAGCCCACCUUUUCUACCCCAGGUUUACAUUGCUUUCCUUCAUAUUAAAUGUUUCUGUGUUCAACUUU
This is a messenger RNA of Anolis carolinensis (green anole), 1235 nucleotides long. It is a transcript of the gene rab2b, whose product is annotated as RAB2B, member RAS oncogene family. The record is from RefSeq and is a predicted model, not a curated record. Gene Ontology annotation, cellular component: Golgi apparatus. Bases 231 to 878 code for a protein of 215 amino acids. Gene Ontology annotation, molecular function: GTP binding; GTPase activity. The transcript is spliced from 8 exons. Lineage: Eukaryota; Metazoa; Chordata; Lepidosauria; Squamata; Anolidae. Gene Ontology annotation, biological process: vesicle-mediated transport.